This is a messenger RNA of Megalobrama amblycephala (Wuchang bream), 2150 nucleotides long. It is a transcript of the gene sult3st1, whose product is annotated as sulfotransferase family 3, cytosolic sulfotransferase 1. Lineage: Eukaryota; Metazoa; Chordata; Actinopteri; Cypriniformes; Xenocyprididae. Gene Ontology annotation, biological process: sulfation. Gene Ontology annotation, molecular function: sulfotransferase activity. Gene Ontology annotation, cellular component: cytoplasm. Bases 72 to 947 code for a protein of 291 amino acids. The record is from RefSeq and is a predicted model, not a curated record. The transcript is spliced from 6 exons.
CUUUGUACACUGAGCUGCUUUCACACUGAUUCCAAAGGUCAUUUGUGUCUCCAUUGCAGAAGUGCAGCAUAAUGGAAAGUCUUGACAACUAUUUAUUUAAAUAUAAAGGCUUUGUUUUCGCGAAAGGUGAAACCACUGAGGAAUACAUUGACUCUCUUCAACAUUUUGAGAUUCGUGACAGUGAUGUUUUUUUGGUGACGUACCCCAAGUCAGGUACAAUAUGGACACAGAACAUCAUAAAUUUGAUUUGUGAGGACACAACAGACAAAAUAUAUACCAACAAUCUUGAGAAGAUGCCGUGGUUAGAGUACCGUGAAGGCAGACCUGACUAUUCUUUGCGCCCGUCUCCACGGUUCUUUGCCUCCCAUCUCACACCCACACUGAUGCCGCUAGGCCUUAAGGACAAGAGAGGAAAGAUCAUAUAUGUAAUUAGAAAUCCAAAAGACAAUGUGGUGUCAUAUUUCCACUUUUCCCAUGUCUGGGCCAAAAUUGAGACUCCCAAGAGCUUCGAAGACUUUUUGCAGCUGUAUCUAGCAGGAAACGUUGGUUGUGCAUCUUGGUUUGAUCACAUCCGAGAGUGGUACACUAAAAGAGAGCAGUACAACAUCCUUUUCCUGACAUAUGAGGACAUGGUCAUGGAUCUCAGGACAGCAGUGAAGAAAAUCUGCAUGUUCUUGGGGAAAGAUCUGGAUGACACUGCUAUCGCACGUAUUGUGGAGAAGGCCACUUUUAAAAACAUGAAGCAGGACCCCAAGGCAAACUAUGAAUUCAUCCCACAAGAUCUACUACUUCAGCCCCAAUUUAUGCGCAAAGGUACUGUAGGAGAUUGGAAGAACACAUUCACUGUGGCACAAAAUGAGAUGUUUGACCAGAUCUUCAAAGAAAGGAUGGGAAACUUACCACUGAACUUCAUCUGGGACUUGGACACCAAGACAAAGCAAAACUAGUCACACAAGAAACAGAACAAACAUGUUGUUUUCCCCAGUGGACAUCAAACACCAUUUACUGGUCAUUCAAAUGCUAAAACCUUCCAAACCAACUAUCAAGGUUUCUGAAGAGCCCCAUUGGCUGUGAACCACAAAGUGGUUUAUAUAGAUAUACACUAGAUUUAAAAAAAUAAACAAAAAUUAAUACUUUUAUUCAGCAAGGACACAUUAAAUAGAUUUAAAUUGACAGUCAAUCUUUAUAUUUCAAUUAAAUGCUGUUCUUUUGAACUUUCUAUUAAUCAAAGAAUCCUGAAAAUAAAUGCAUCACGAUUUUCACAAUAAUAUUAAGCAGUUCUUACCAUCAAUGCUGAUAGUAAGAAGAAAUGUUUCUUGAACAGCGAAUCAGCAUAUUAGACUGAUUUCUGAAGGAUCAUGUGACACUGAGGACUGGAGUAAUGAUGCUGAAAAUUCAGCUUUGCCAACACAGGAAUAAAUUACAUUUUAAAAUAUAUUUUAGUAGAAGAGUUUUUGAAUUGUAACACUUUUACAUUAUUACCGUUUUUCUUUUUCUUUUAAGACAACUUAGUAAAAAAAAAGUGUGACUAAUAUAAAAAAAUAUGCUUUUAUUUCUUAUAUCCCUCCCUGUUCUAGCUUGUACUAAUCUGAACGAUGUUUGAAACUUUGUUUCUAGCACUUCUCAUGUUACUGCCCCCAUAAGAUUCAUUUGUAAGUCAGUUUGGGUAAGUUUUGGAUAAAAGCAUCUGCUAAAUGAAUUAAUGUAAAACCAUUUAAUUAAUCUUACCAUCCUUAAACUUUUGAAUGGUAGUAUACAGGUUUAAGACUGUGACAGAUCUUCAUAUGGUGCUACACUGGGGCAGUCUGAUACACAUCUAAAUGUUAGUUUUAAUAAUAGAAUUUUAUGUAACUAAAAUGUAACUUUUUUUUCAUGACCAUUAUGCAUCAACAGUGUGCUGAAGCAUAUUUACCUGCAGAACUUAAUGUCAGACCAAUCACUUACAUUUAUGCAUUUCACAGGCACUUCAAAGUAAGUUUGUUCCCUGGAAAGCAAACCCAUGGCUUUGGCAUUCCUAGUACCAUGUUUUGACAAGUAUGAUUAAAUAGCAAGAUUUUUCAGAAUCAAUUCUUAAAAGCAUGUUUGUACUUGCAUUGCCCUCAAGCUCCAGAACCUGAUCUAUAACAAUUAAACUUGCGAAAGCAUCCAAA